Messenger RNA from Lycium barbarum (goji berry), 1181 nucleotides. RefSeq lists its product as uncharacterized. The coding region runs from base 339 to 941 and encodes 200 amino acids. The record is from RefSeq and is a predicted model, not a curated record. NCBI's taxonomy places the organism in Eukaryota, Viridiplantae, Streptophyta, Magnoliopsida, Solanales, Solanaceae. The transcript has a single exon. Gene Ontology annotation, cellular component: plasma membrane.
AUAUUAAAAAAUGACUACUCUAGCUUCCAUAAGAGUUUUCACCCUCUCUUUUCUCCCUUAUAAAAAUAUCUCAUCAUUUGCUCUGACAUCAAGUACUCCAAGUCUCCAAGACCAAAAUUAAGCCUCAUAAUAACUUAUUUUUCAAAUACGCGUUCUUAAGACCAAAGAGUCGAACGUUAGAAAGAGAGAAAAACCCUUAUGUAGUUGGAUCUUCCAAAAUUACACGAAUCCUCAAUAUGCCUUCAACCGCUCCUCUCCUUUUUUCCCAAUAAAACUCUCUCAUCAUUGAGCCCGACAAAACAACUCAAUCUUAAAAUCAGCGUUCUUAAGACCUUAAUAUGCCUCCGGUCUCUCUUCCUCGUCCACAACCGUCACGUACCCCCAUUAGCCUAUUUAGGUGCAUAGCCAUUUCACUCUUAACCCUACUUAUCAUAGUGGGAAUAGUCGUGCUCAUCGUAUGGCUAGUACUAAGACCACGAAAAAUGGUCUAUUCCAUUGAAAAUUCUUCAAUCCAUGACUACAAUUUAACCAACAUCAACCAUUUAAAUGCCAAAUUCAAUUUUACAAUAAGAGCCAAGAAUCCAAACAAGAGAGUCUCAAUAAAUUAUGACAAUAUUGAAGUGAAACUCUUCUUUAACUCACAACCACUUGCGUUCAACUAUGUAGAGCCAUUUUAUCAGCCUCGCCGGAAUGUGACACAUUUUGAUGUGUCACUUCCGGCGAAUGACGUGGCACUUUACGGGGAUAUUGCACGUGAUUUUAAGACAGAAAGGACAGGUGGAUCAGUGGAAGUGCAAGUGAAAAUUAGGGCAAAAAUAAGGUUUAAGGUUGGUGCAUGGAAAUCACGUCAUAGGAAGUUGAGGAUUUUGUGCACUCCUAAGGUGAAUUUUUCUAAUUCAAAAAGGAAUUUUAAGUCAUUUCCUUGUGAUGUAGAUGUAUAAUUAAGCUGUUUUUUUUUUUUUUUUUUUCCAUUUUUUAUUUGGUUUGUAUUUUGGAUCUUUGUUCUUCCAUUGCGCGCUGAUGAUGAACUGUUGUAAUAUUUUUUAUUUUUUUGGUUUUUUCGCUGAAUUUUUCCAUUUACAGUGUGAUGAAUAAAAUUGUUUGGAUGUGGAAUAUUAUAUUUUAUGUUUUGACUGAAAGAUGAAGUGUCUCCGUGAAAUGAGAAUGUGUAUUUUGAACAA